AUGGCCCAGACCUCAUCCAAUACCUCAGUCGUAUCGAUGCUGGGGAUGAUACCUCAGUGCUCGGUACCAUGCGUCAUGACAACGCUGUUCAAGGACGGCGGCUGUCCAUUAACCACUGCCACAGCUUUAGCAGACUGCGCAUGUACCAACACCACGAUGCAGUCCCAUCUAUCCGCCUGUGUGCAACGUUCCUGCGACUUCGCGGAGCAGAUAGAAGUCACGGUAUUCGCCGGAGGCCUCUGCAAAAGCUAUCCAAAGGAGUCGCGGGUACACGAACUGAAGACCAUCGCUAUCGUUACUAUUGCGCUAUCCAUCCCGUUCCUCAGCUUGCGCCUCUAUUCGCGGUGGCUCAAGACUCGCCAUCUCUGGUCCGAUGACGCGUACGCCAUCAUCGCUGCGGUUCUCCUCGUCGCCGUGUCAGUCAUCAUCCUUCGAAUGUCCCUCAUGGGGUUUGGACUCCAUUAUUGGGACAUACCAGUAGCCCACGGCGUCGAGCUGCUGAAGCUGUACUAUGCCUGCCAGAUGCUCUAUGUUCUGGUGCAAAUCUUCUCCAAAGUUGCCAUCCUGGCGUUGUAUUCCCGGCUCUUUCCACAAUUCAUGGCCUGGUUCCAAUGGACCGUGCGUAUCAUGAUCACUUUCAUGUUUGUCCACGGACUCGUGUUCUUCCUACUCGUUACUUUCCAGUGUCUGCCUAUUGUUUCCAUCUGGAACAAAACCAUUGAUGGGAAGUGCCUUCCUGUCAACGUCGUCAUCGGCUUCACAGGUGCUGGAUUGAGUAUCGUCGAAGAUAUCAUCAUCUUGCUUCUUCCGAUUCAUCCCCUCUGGCAACUGCAGAUGAGCUUCAGGAAGAAGGUUGGAUUGAUCGUUCUCAUCAGCGUUGGGUCGUUCGCAUGCAUCACCAGCAUCGUGCGCCUCAAGUUCGUCCUCAAGUACGCCAACACCUACGACUCAACCUGGGAUAAUGUCGACGUCAUCAAGUGGUCCCUCAUUGAGAUUCUCUCAGCCUGCAUAUGCGGCAACCUUAUGCCUCUACGCCCAAUUGUCGACAAGAUACUGCCCAGCCUUCGCUCUGUCUUCAGCUCUUACUCCAAGGGGUCGCGUAAGAAUUCUGAGAACAGCUCUGAUGGCGUCGCAAAGUCCAAGUGGUAUCGCGUCAACAAGGGCGAUAGGAAACCGAAGCUCAUUUCAACGCUCCAGAUCACUCGAAUGAGCCUGACCCCGCGAUGGGCCAAUGAGGAGGAAAGUGCAACUUGGAUGACAUCACCCUUAGACAAGCCGCUGCCUGCACUCCCAGAGAUGGCGCACAAGGUACAUGAACAUCAUGUCGAAGAGGGAUAUAUGCAUUUGAUAUCGAAUCGAGCUACCAGGGGAAGCUUUGCAUGCACAAUGCGUUCCUCUGAUGACGAGUCUGAGGCAGGCUGGGGUGGUCGUGAGGGCCUCAGUGCACCAGCUCGCGACCACGAAGAGUGCCACUCGGGAUCGUGGAGUCGGGCGCUGAGCAUGAUAUUCGAGCGACGAUAG
Molecule: messenger RNA, 1521 nt
Organism: Alternaria postmessia
Lineage: Eukaryota; Fungi; Ascomycota; Dothideomycetes; Pleosporales; Pleosporaceae
Exons: 4
Coding region: 1-1521 (506 amino acids)
Source: RefSeq, a predicted model, not a curated record